AUACCCACUGACCUCCUUCCAGACCCAUGCGAGCCUGGCAGGUCCCAACCAGAGGGCUCGCCAUCACCCCCACAGAGGAGCGCAGCUCUACCACAGGGAGCUUCCUGGUCACCCCAUCCGUCAGUCGUCAGGCAUUUGUCAGCAGCAGAUAGGCUUCACUAUCGUUUUAGUUUUGAAAGUCCUUGUGGUAUUUAUAUUCUUUGGCGUCGUCAUCAUCUUGGGGACAUAAUCAUGUUUGGAACUAUGUACCAGCAUGGAAAGAAGCACCCUGGGCUCAUUCCCCAGUUCUGCUUCCUCAUCCUGGGCAUGAGUGGAGCCGGCCUCUAUCUUCUCCGCCUGGCCAAGGGACCGCACGUCACCUGGAACAAGACUAACAACCCCGAGCCCUGGAACAAGCUCAGCCCGACCUAUCAGUACAAGUUGGUGGCUGUCAACACUGACUACAAGAGUCUGAAGAAGGAAGGGCCUGACUUUUAAAGGUCCUCGCCCGGGCUCCCGCGGCACGGACUCUGGCAGUGUCCCCUGUCACCAUGACGACAGCAAGCAGCAGCCUCACGCCGCUCCCUGAUGAUGCUGUCACCCAACGCUUUGAGGGCCACCACCACCAAAAAAAAACAAAAAAAAUAAAAUAAAAAAACAACAAAAAUAAAAAAUAAUAAAAAAUAAAUAAAAAAUAAACCAUUUAUAGGCUACCAUAUGAACACAAAGCCAUUAAAGAUUACUGCUGAAAAGUGUUUUGUGUGUGUUCAUAGGAAAACCACUCCACUUACCAAUAAAUGUACUACUGCUGGGGAGAAAUAUCCACUACUGGUGUAUGAGCAUGGUUCAGCAGCAACAUGCUCCACAGCAAUGAAAAGGAAAAGAAGAGGGGGGAGGUGGGAUACCUCCGACUAUUCAUGAACACAUACUGGCCAGCAAUUAAAAUGAACCCUGUGAAAAAAACUUCCACAAUAGAAUACUUAGCCAGGUUGAA
Clupea harengus (Atlantic herring) is the source of this 973-nucleotide messenger RNA. It is a transcript of the gene coxfa4l2, whose product is annotated as cytochrome c oxidase hypoxia associated subunit FA4L2. Gene Ontology annotation, cellular component: respiratory chain complex IV. The record is from RefSeq and is a predicted model, not a curated record. NCBI's taxonomy places the organism in Eukaryota, Metazoa, Chordata, Actinopteri, Clupeiformes, Clupeidae.